AUGGGGCAAAUGAAAAAGCUGGGAGCCGUGGCACCGCUGAAGAAACGGAGCUACAAGGAGCGGAUAGCGGCUAGUUCAGCCAAACUCGCCGAGAUAUGGAAAGAAUUCGAGGAUUCCGAGCGCGUGUUGGAAGCCUUUUCCCGAAGUCAGGGCUACACGUGCCCGAUCGGGCCAUUCGAGGGAGCGCUCCCUCCAUUUCCUGCGCCGGGGGCCCCUGUGGUGGAUGUGGAAGCUUCACUCUCCGAAUUAGAGACGGCAGUCGCCGAAGCGCAGAGGGCGUAUAAGCACACUAGCCAGAGGCUGGAAUUAGUGUGCCGCAGCUACGGCUUACCAAGCCCAUUUGGCCCCUCCUCCAGGCCUUAG
Molecule: messenger RNA, 363 nt
Organism: Linum tenue
Lineage: Eukaryota; Viridiplantae; Streptophyta; Magnoliopsida; Malpighiales; Linaceae
Source: the annotation of a GenBank genome assembly